Magallana angulata is the source of this 2972-nucleotide messenger RNA. RefSeq names its product organic cation transporter protein-like. Gene Ontology annotation, cellular component: membrane. Gene Ontology annotation, molecular function: transmembrane transporter activity. The record is from RefSeq and is a predicted model, not a curated record. Lineage: Eukaryota; Metazoa; Mollusca; Bivalvia; Ostreida; Ostreidae. Gene Ontology annotation, biological process: transmembrane transport. The coding region runs from base 817 to 2520 and encodes 567 amino acids. The transcript is spliced from 12 exons.
UUCUAUUGGUAAGUUUCGGCGCCCAUGAUAAGUAAACGUGAUCAUCCUUUAUGGCGCUACAAUCAAUUCAUCACAAAGGAAGAUGGUAUGGUCAUACAUAUUGUGUAGUAACUGAAACAACCAUAUUACACCCACAUCCUGUCAAUUCAUAUCUCGUACAAGAUGUUUUGGAAAAUGUCGUUCUUUUAUCUUUGAGGGUCGCAUGCAUAUAAACCACACGAUUUUUGAAACAGUUCAAGGCAAGGGUGAACAACAAGGCCUAAACUUCAGACAAUAGAAGGAUUUUAAAUGGUGCCAUUUGUCAGAAAACUUGUUGAUUGCACAUUGAGUUAUCUAGUGGCUGAAAAGUUAUACCGGGGUAGAGACGGCAGAGUGCGUUAGGCAAAAUAAAAAGCGGCCUUAGUGACGAGAAAAGACGAGAAGUGGCGUCUGUGUAAGUGAAAGUCGUCAGAUAUUACUGUGGGUCCUAACGAAAGAAGUAGUAUCCAUGAAAAUUGGUGGUCUAUGAAGACAGGAAGCUGUUGAUAUAGACAGGAAGUGGUUUUCUAUUAAAACCGAAAGUGAUUGUCUGAGAUUAAUAUUUUUUUUGAAGAAGUAUUUUGUGGAUACUCUCCAGCGUAAAGCUAAGGUAGAGCACUAAAUCCCGUGGGACAGGAUGUGAUGCUUACUAACAGUUAGCGUGGUGUGUGACAAAGGAAGGGAGUCUCUCUACGGAUACAGGUUUAGCAUCUGUCGCAACUUCUGGUCUAAAUACACUUCAUUCAUUAGAUAGGAUUUAAUCCAUCUAAACGAGAAAAUUACAUCUCUAAAUACAAGAUGGCGUACGAUGACGUUUUUGAAGUUAUUGGAUCGUUUGGUCGCUACCAGAAGAAAAUCUACGUGCUACAGACUCUCCCUAUAGUGUUUACAGCAAUACAGACAUGUCUGUCCCUCUUCAUAUUAUUUGCACCCGAUCACAGGUGUUCCAUACCGGAUCUCCAUAACGACACGUUCGCCAUCCAGGGCCCCGCGCAUGCGCACUUAGUAAACCAGUCAGUGCCCCUGGACAUCCAUAUCCACUCCAGUAUCGGCGAAGGAAUCCGGUAUUCCCGGUGUGAAAUGUUUCAUCAUCACAACAACUCCACUCCUGAUAGAUCUCCCAUUCACAACUCCAGCUUGUACUCGUUUGAAUGUCGGCGCUGGGUGUUCGAUAAGACGGAGUUCGACAGCACAUUUGUCACACAGGAUAACCUAGUCUGCAGUAAGAAGUUACAUCGAACACACGCUACAAUGGCCUAUAUGGCCGGAUUGACGGUCGGCUCGCUCGCCAUUGGAAUCCUCUCUGACUGCUACGGACGGAAGCGAGCUCUCUUAACGAGCACUGUAUUAUACAUCGUGUCAAACGUCUCACUGACGUUUGUCACCAACUUCUGGGUCUUCACAACGCUCCGGUUCUUCUCGGGAAUUUCCGUUGGGGGCCUGAUCAGUACAGCAUACGUUAUGGAUUUGGAGUUGGUUGGACCCGAUAUGAGGAUGUUAGCUGGGAUGGUGUACAUGUUGUUCUGGGGGUUCGGUGUGCUGCUGUUGGCAGGGGCAGCGUAUUUCAUCCGAGACUGGAGAUAUCUUAAUCUGACACUGGCUCUACCCACCGUUCUCUUCCUGUCCUAUCAUUGGUUGGUGCCAGAAUCCACUCGGUGGCUGGCCGUCCGUGGCAGAAGAGACGAAGCGGAGAAAAUCUUGAGACACGCCGCCAAAAUCAACAACCGGAAGUGCCCGGAUCAAAUCCUUGUUCUGGAGGAUAAGGAUACGAGUGUGGGUAGGGUGUCACUGCUGGCGCUCCGCUCCUCUCCCCUACUGAUGGUCAGAUGUAUUGUCAUCUGUCUGAACUGGUUGGUUGUUGCCAUGGAGUUUAGCGGCCUGUCCCUGAACGUCAGUAACUUGGGGGGUGAUGUCUACCUGAACUUUUUCCUGACCAGCCUCGCGGAGAUCGUGGGCUUCCUGUUGUGUAUUCCACUCCUUAAUCGAGUCGGCAGGAAACCUGUCUACGUCGUCUCCCUACUGUCAGGGGGGAUAGCGCUCGUGCUCACAAUAUUCCCAAUUCUAUAUGGAUCAUCAGAUCUAGGAUGGGUGACAGUGCUCUUGUCUCUCGUGGGUAAGGUUGGCUCCAGUGCUGCAUUCGCUACAAUUUUCCUGUACUCGGCAGAAUUCUUCCCGACCGUCAUCAGAAAUUCAGCUCUGGGAGUCGCCAACUUCUGCGCGCGCACCGGUGGAAUGAUUGCCCCAUACGUCGUCGAUUUGGGCCAAGUGGUUAGCGGCGACGUGGGACGAGUUUUACCCAUGUCCGUAUUCGGAACAUGCGCAGUUGUUGCAGGUCUACUUUCCCUUUUGCUUCCGGAAACUCUCAACCGGAGAUUACCAGAGACCAUCGAAGACACGAUAGCAUUUGAUCGGUCAGGUAGGAUGUCAGGAAAUAUUGAAAUGGAUAUAGUAGCAAGACAGCCUCUGAAUGGACCAUCAGAAAAAGAAGAAAAUGUCACUUGAUUAAGAACAAAGGAAUAGAAAAAAAUACUGUUCCAUUGUAUACAUAUAUUUGUAUGAAGCUUGAAUGAAGAAAUGUGCCAGUUUUCUUUAUGCUUUACAGAUUUUGUUUUAGAUUUUAUAAACUGAAUUAUGCUCCAGAGAGAGAGAGAGAGAGAGAGAGAGAGAGAGAGAGAGAGAGAGAGAGAGAGAGAGAGAGAGAUAAAAUAUGGCAGAUAGAAAGUUUUAUUUCAAAAAAUGUAUGCCUAUAUAGUUUAUUAAAAAUUUUAUUUACCGGAAUACAUAUAUUGAGAUAGUUUUAUAUUUUUAUUUGAUCGAUAUAUUUCGUUUUUAUAUUGAUGUUUUCAUUUCUCUGUUAUAAAUUCAUCAAAAGAGAUCAUUUGUUAUUUACAUGUUUAUUUUCAUUGUUUACAAAAUAAAUAUAUCUAAAAUCGAACUAUAGAAAAUGUUAUUGA